AUGUCUUCUAGUAUUAUAUCCCCAACUCUCAAGACCACCCCAAGCUCCCAAUUAAUCACCGUUGCAGCCGGAUGUUUCUGGGGGGUUGAACGAGUUUUCAAAAAGCAUUUUGCUAGUAAAGGAUUGAUUGAUGCUAAAGUUGGAUAUGCCAACGGUAUCCCAAUUGAAGGCCCGGUCACUUACGAAAAAGUAUGCAGUGGAUCCACCAACUACGCAGAAGCCGUUCAAAUAUCAUAUGAACCAUCCAAAUUAAGCUUGAAAGAAAUCUUAGACAUUUUUUUCAGAAUUCAUGAUCCAACUACAGUUAACUCUCAAGGCCCUGACAAGGGGACUCAAUACAGAUCAGCCAUCUACUUUCACAGCGAAGAAGAUGGUGCAAUUGCAAAACAAGCCAAGGAACAAUCCCAAAAGGACUGGUUCCCAGGAUACCAAAUUGUAACCCAAAUCGAACCACUCAAGAUCUGGUAUGAUGGGGAAGAUUACCACCAGGAAUACUUGGAUAAAAAUCCAGGCGGUUACGAAUGUCCAACCCACUUCUUGAGAACCACUCCUAAAAUAUAA
Molecule: messenger RNA, 561 nt
Organism: Hyphopichia burtonii NRRL Y-1933
Lineage: Eukaryota; Fungi; Ascomycota; Pichiomycetes; Serinales; Debaryomycetaceae
Gene: MXR1
Product: peptide-methionine-S-sulfoxide reductase
Exons: 1
Coding region: 1-561 (186 amino acids)
Molecular function (GO): peptide-methionine (S)-S-oxide reductase activity
Source: RefSeq, a predicted model, not a curated record